This is a messenger RNA of Coccomyxa subellipsoidea C-169, 1287 nucleotides long. RefSeq lists its product as hypothetical. NCBI's taxonomy places the organism in Eukaryota, Viridiplantae, Chlorophyta, Trebouxiophyceae, Coccomyxaceae. Gene Ontology annotation, molecular function: flavin adenine dinucleotide binding. The coding region runs from base 1 to 1287 and encodes 428 amino acids. The record is from RefSeq and is a predicted model, not a curated record. The transcript is spliced from 8 exons.
AUGCUGCAUCCAUGCUCAAGCACAAGCUGCACCACCAGGCUGACUUUGGCUCUGCUGCUGCAGAUGGGAGUGAACAGUGGGGAGGUGGCAGCAGCGCUGGUGCCCAAAAAACGCCUGCCCAGCAUCGGUACUUGUCUUCAUGUCGGCGUUGCCGGCUUUGCGCUGCAGGGCGGCCUCGGCUUGGUCUUGCGCUACCAUGGCGUCGCUGCAGACUUCAUUCAAAGCAUAGAUGUUGUUUCUGUCGGGGCGGACAAGAAGGCUGUUCGUAAGACGAUCAGUCCGGAAGUCGACCCCGACCUGUUCUGGGGCUUCAGAGGCGCUGGUGGGGCACUGGGAGUAGCCAUCAGCUACACCACUCACGCCUUUGCCAUCCCCGACAACGUGCAGUCGGCUGCUUACACCUUUCCCAUCGACAUCGCUGCAGAGGUCAUGACAUGGUAUGCCGGAAUCACUGCAACAUCUCCUCGUCAAAUCUAUCCUGGACUCUUGCUUUCCCCUGCCGGGAAUGGCAAGCCUGCGACUCUGUUCCUUAGCGCUUUCAAUCUUGGCCCGCCAACAGCUGCGACCGAGGCGUAUUUUCAGCAGGUUGCGGCCUACGCUGUGCCCAGGGCAUCCAGCAAUUCCCAGCCAGGCCAACUGUACACGGAAAGGGAUUACUUGAGCUUCUCAAAGGACCAGAGUCUAGGCGAAUGCGGCAAUCUGACGGCUGCUACCUACUGGAACACGUAUUUCACUGCCAAUGACACUCUGACAAGCGGAAAUCUACCAAUUGGGCUCAUCAAUGCCGCGAUAGCCCAGAUCAAGGCAGCCCCUUUCAGUACACUCUCAAUCAGCAUUGUGCCAGGCCCCAGCUUGCCUGAGGGCGAGGAUGCUGCCUAUUAUACACCAGAUGCUUGGAGCUUCCGCGGGUCCUUCUACAUCUUUGUGGGGGACACCUGGGACAUUCCAGCAGACGAUGCAGAGCACAUUGCUUAUGUUGAAGCAUCAAGCGCAGCCGUUAAGCCCUAUGUUGUCGGCAACUACAUCAACCAAAUUAUGUUUGCGGAAGCUGAUGACGCGAGAAAUUCAUAUGAGGCAGGCAUUUUUGGUAGACUGGAAGGAGUGAAGGCUGCGUUCGACCCUCUGAAUUUGUUCCGGGACCUGAACUAUGUGCACCCUAAUGUAAAGCAGCCGACAAACUUGUUCCAUGGAGAGAUCUACAACUCAUUGCCCUUCGCAGCUGCUGAUGCAAUGGCCCCAGCACCGUACACAGCAAUGAGCGGCGUCGAGGCGCCACAACCCAUGUGA